Molecule: messenger RNA, 1257 nt
Organism: Peronospora belbahrii
Lineage: Eukaryota; Oomycota; Peronosporomycetes; Peronosporales; Peronosporaceae
Source: the annotation of a GenBank genome assembly
AUGCGUCCAAUGCUCUCCACACUCUUGUCUUCUUCAUUACCAUCACCCACUGUACCUACAGUGUCAUCACGUUUACCACGUUUGAACUCUUUUGUCGUACUUACGACGAAACCAUCCAGUCAUUGUCUCGCUCGUCGUUGCGAUAGCAUCACAAGUUCGUGCUCGACAGUCAGUACUAAUAGCAGUGAUGAUGAAUCAGACGUUUCUGAUCGUGAGGGAGAUGACUGUUGUAUUGUUUACGAAUCAUAUGCUGCCGUGACAAAGCGUAGUAAUACGAAAGUAACAGGAUCGAUUCAAUGGAGUGAUCUACAAGUUGCUCACAAGUCAAAGGAAGUUAGUAUCCUCUUGGCUGCCUUGCGACUUAAACGUCAUCAUCUACGCAAUGGUGAGACACUGGAGCUAACGGCUUUGGAAUUGUGCUUUGAGUUCUUAACACUUGAAGAGUUACAGAAUGCUGGACAAGUCUGUAGAGCUUUUCAUGAGGUUGUAAUGUCUUCCAAGACAUUACUAACAGACUUGUACAGUCGCCAAUGGCGAAUCAAGAUGCUACCCAAGACAUACAUGAAUCUCUCGUAUACGUCUCAGCUUCUCUUGUGUGCAGCACGUCGUGCAGAUGCGACCUAUGAACUGUCGACACGUAGUACCGUGACUUAUUUGUCCAAUGGCAAGUAUCACGUUGUAAAUUAUUCCAUGUUGCGGAAUUUUGAGAAAGGAACAAUUGAUUCAAUACGUGGCGUCCAGAAGCUACCAGUGUUGUCCUGUGCACGUGCGUUGCACAAAAUGAUAUCAUACUAUGAAGUGAGCCUUAAAGGUUGUGGUAGUGUUGGUCUUGCAUCGAUCUCCGAUGCGAUGACCCGUAACGCUUAUGGUUUUGGUUCUGGAGAGCACGUGGGUUGGAAAGGUGUGUCCUAUGGCUACCAUGGUAAUGACGGCGACUUUGUAUUCAAUGAUGGGACCAAGCCGUAUGGUGGAGAAUGGGCCGCUUUUGGUCCAUCGUGGGGACGAGCAGGAGCUCAAUAUGGUAACAAGGACAAGAACGAGUCAGUAAUGUUCACAGUUGGCUGCGGCCUGGAUGCUGACACGUAUCAGGUAUUCUUUACUUUGAAUGGAAAGAUGAUUGGAAUGGCACCAAAAAUGGUGUUGCGUGGUGACUACGCUGCUGCAAUAUCGCUUCAUGCCUUUGGCGACGAAGCUGUGAUCAAUACUGGUGCAUCUCCUUUCCUCUUUGAUAUCGAGGCUUUCUGUGCAAGUCCUUAG